UUUCACUUACUAUCAACGUUACAGUAGUUUCGCAAUAGUGUCAGGUGGACUAUUUUGUCGCUGAUCCUUCCCUGUUCGAACUCGGAACAAUGAUGCUCGCUGCUAAGCCUUCGCUGUCCGUCUGCAAGGCCACUGGCCGACGGAGUGUUGCUUCGGGUCCACGCGCUGUGCGUCCGUCUGUUGGCCGCUCCCAGAGGCUCGUUGUGCGCGCUGAGGAGACUACUACCUCGGCACCAAGCUUUGACUCUGAGAAGGUUCUGAAGGACCUCCAGGAGAAAUGGGAUGCUGUCGACAAUAAGGGCGCUGUCGCCGCAUACGCUGCGGGUGCUGUGGUUGCCCUUUGGCUAAGCAGCACUAUUGUGAACGCUAUCAACGCAGUGCCUUUGUUGCCGAAAUUGAUGGAGCUGGUUGGACUCGGCUACUCGGCCUGGUUCACGUACCGCUACCUGCUGUUCAAGUCAAGCCGUGAGGAGCUGCUCAAGGAUAUUGGCGAGCUGAGCAAGAAGGUUACCGGUUCGGAGUGAAAUUUAUCAGCAAGCAGUGAUAAGGUGGCAUGACGGGCUGAGUUGUGAUGGAGUUUUAAAGCAUGUAUUGUAUUCGUUGUAUCAUUUCCCCGUGCGGAGGCGAAACCAGUGACAAAUUGCACUGGAAAGCUUAGACUGCGGGGACGAUCAUACCCCAAAUUCGGUGGUGAUGAGCAGGUAAUUCGCGCCUCUGGGCUGCGCCAUAAUUUUAUUGAGCUACGACGUGAUUGAUUCUUUUUGCUGAACUGAGUACGAUGAGGAGGGAAGUACAUAAGUACACGACUAUAUUUGUUGUGGCGGACUGAUGCAUGUAACUGGUUACGGAUACUGACUCUUGCCUAAUUAUAUUACAGAGAAACAAGGAAGGAAAUAGAAAAAAAAUUGGAAAUAGAAAAGCUAGAAAGAAAUCAUUUUUAGAUCGCUCCGAAGUAUGUACGGUGAUAUUUUUACUAACUACGGUGGAUACCUUGUCAUCUGUCCCACUUCCGUCACUUAGAGUAAUAUCCUUAUUCACUUGUAAGCUAUUCCGAAUGA
Molecule: messenger RNA, 1058 nt
Organism: Volvox carteri f. nagariensis
Lineage: Eukaryota; Viridiplantae; Chlorophyta; Chlorophyceae; Chlamydomonadales; Volvocaceae
Exons: 5
Coding region: 90-524 (144 amino acids)
Cellular component (GO): thylakoid
Source: RefSeq, a predicted model, not a curated record